GCAGCUGAUUAGAGAGCUCUCCGUGGUGCUGAAAAGAGAAAAAACACAUUCAGACACACAGUAGGUGCAGUACGGCCAUGAGAGAGAGAGAGCGAGAGAAAGAACGUGCGAGAGCGAGCGAGAGAGAGAGGAAGGUAGAGUAGGCGUGUUCUUUGUGUUGUGAUCCACACUUCUGAAGCUUGGACUCAUCUGCUGUGGCUCAGGCUAGCAGAGAGGAGCUCUGUGUGGAUGAGAGAGGCAGUGGAGGGAUGCUUCGACUGAACACCCCCUGACGCACACAUACACACACUCUUCUUUUCAACUUCGGGCACGAACUGCACCUGUGGCACACACACACCUGGAAAGCCGAGGGUUCAUCGGAUCAGACAGAAAAAGCCAAGAAGAACAAGUCAACUCCGGAGUGUGAAUUCAUUCUGCAGAAAGUGGCUGCAAGUCAAGAGGAGUGUGUGCGAGGCUUGUUUGUGUCUGUCUGUUUGUCAGUGAGGAUGUGUGUGUGAUGCUGUUAGGGUUUGGUCCAGUGCUGCUGCCUCCUCCCGUGCUCUGUAGCAUGUGCAGAUGAGUGUGAAGCAGGCCCCUGGGUUGGAGUCUAGCAUCGUUUGGACAGGGGGCUUGGGUCUCUCCGGCUACCCAGGGGAGGGAGCACUGAUCUGGGCAUCCACCGGCCUUGCUGGCACUGCCCCUGCCCUGGAGUACUCCUCUGAGCAAGCCUUACUGUCGGGAGCGUACAAUGGCUACAGGACUUCCCUGUGGAUUUAAGUGGAAUUCUGCACAGAUGCUCCAGGAUCUGUCCGAGUUGAUCAGCGGCUCGCACUGGACUCACCUGGAGAACACCGCUUUGGCCCUCAAGUCAGCAGGGACACAGCUCCACUAAGGCUGCCGGAUCGCUUGUGAAGAAUGAUGAGCUCCAAAGAGGAAGAAACUCUGAGAUUUCUCCAGUAUGUUGAAGAUAGCGGACUAAGAGCCUACAGCGGGCUGGUCUCUCAGAACCUGGAUCACGCCAGGAAUGAGAGGAACAGGAUUUACCUACAGGAGAAGAACGACAAGAAGAGAAAACAGGAAGAAGCCAUAAAGAGGACGGGCGAAGAGGUGGUGACUGAGGGGAAGCUCCUGCGCAUGGGCUCCAUGACAAUGCCACCCCCCCCGGAGCGCAUGCCCGUGCCCCCCUAUCUUGCUUGCGGGCCGGGCUUCGCUGUGCGCUCCCAGUCCCUACACUCGGUGGGUGGGGGCAGUAAUGGCGGUGGGGAGGAGGAAGUGGGCAGCCCCACGUCCCGCAAGCAGCCCCCACCCAAACCCAGGAGGGACCCGGCUACCAAGUUGAGCAUUUCCUCUGAGACAGUGGACCACAGCCCCACCUUGGUCUGUAGGGGCUGUAGGGCCAAUCCGGACAGUUGUGAUGCACCACAAGGCUGCGGCGAAGACUGCAAGAGGGUCCCUCCCCCCAAACCCAGGAGGAAUCCCAACACCCAGCUGAGCACCUCCUUCGAUGAGUCCUACAUCAGGAAGCACGGAGGCUGCAAGGGUCACUCCCCCUCUGCGGAGCGCGAGCACAACCCCUCGCCGCCGAGCGACGAGAGCCCCAGUCACCACUCCGACUCGGAUGAGCCCGUCUACAUCGAGAUGGGUGCCAGUGUUGGGGGCGGGGGGCAAACAGAGGCGCCCAGGAGUGAGGAUGAGGAGCCGGACGAGUCGGUGUAUGAGGAGAUGAAGUACCCCCUCCUGGAUGACAUGGACUACCGCUGGGACCCCCCGGGAUGCCGCUCCGCCUGCCCUACCCCGGCACCACUGGACCCUGAGCCCCUCAGCCGCUGCUCCACUCCGCGCAACAUCCCCCUCUGCGACAUUCCCGCGCCCUUCCCCAACCUGCUAACCCACCGGCCGCCUCUCCUGGUGUUCCCCCCUUCACCAGCCCAGUGCUCGCCAAACUCAGACGAGUCCCCGCUCACCCCUCUGGAUGCACUGACCAAACUGCCCAUGAUGGACAACCCCGGUGCCUAUAGCAAGUCACCCACCUCCUCUUCCGAGCCCCCCUUGGUGCACCUACGCCGGGAGCUGACCGCCACGCCCACCCUGACCGUGUCGGGUCGCUCGUCGGCCCCGCCCCUGCCCUGCACCCUCUACAAGUCCUCGGCCUCCUCGACCCACGGCUAUCAGCGCAGCCACUCAGCCUGCCCCUCGCCCGUCAGCAUGGGCCGCUGCCUAACUCCCCUCAGCCUGAUGCGUGCGCCACCCUUCGACGCCCCCAUUCCCUUUCCAGGCGGGCUGCCUCGCAGUGCCUCUGCCACGCCCCACGGAAAGGGCUCGCCGCCCCAGGACUGCGUUGCCGGGGGCAGGCUGCAUGGGUCAAUGCAGAACGUGUCGACGGGGCGCUCACGCACACCGACCAGCCCCCUGGACGAGCUGACCAACCUGUUCACCGCCGGUAGGAACAUGAUGAAGAAGAACACCAGCGGAAGGAAGUCGAAGGAGCCCGGGGAGACCGAGUCCAAGUGUAAGCCUAACAGCGAGUCCAAACGUGACGGCAAGGAGCGGCACAGUCACAGCAAGGAGUCCAAACGGGAGAGCAAGGAGUCCAAACGGGAGAGUAAGGAACGUAGCAAAGAGUCGUCUUCUCACAGACGCGACACCAAGGACAGGGGCUGUAGCAGUGCUGAACCCCUGCCUAUGAAACGGGACAGCAGAGACCGGGGUUGUAAUAGUGUGGAGCCCUUGCCUAUGACAAGAGACAGUAAAGAUCGGGGUUGCACUAGUAUUGAGCCCCCGCCUGUCAGACGGGACAGCAAGGACAGGGGCUGCAAUAACAUAGAAUUGAUGCCUAGACGCAAUAGCAAAGACAGAAGUGUCCACUGCAUGGAGCCUUUACUAAGGCAGGACAGUAAAGACUCUCCCCGGAAUGGUGUGGAGUCCAGACCAGACAGCAAAGAAAGGCUCAGCCACCAGAACCCACCGGAACUUCUACCCAGGCAAGAUAGCAAAGACCGAACCAGGAACGAAAUGGAUUCGAGACAUGACAGCAAAGAACGAAUUGAUCAGCCACCAGAGCUCCUACCCAGACAAAAUUGCAAAGAUUCACCCAGAAAUGGCCUUGAGUGCAGACGUAAUAGCAAAGACCGAGACAGGGCGAGCUACGGCCUGGACUCUAGACAAGAGGGCAAAGAACGAAGUUACAAUGGAAUGGAGCUCUUACCCCGACAGGACAUCAAAGAGUCCGCCAGACAUGGCCUUGAAGCCAGGCGUGACAGCAAGGACAGAAGCUGCAAUGGCUCAGAACUGCCCCCCCGGCGCGAUAGCUAUGGCAAGAGUGCCAAUGGGGUAGAUCCUAGGCGCGACAAAGACCGGGUGGGUUACAGCUCAGACGUCUUGCCCAGGCGUGAUAGCAGAGAUAGGGGGACCUACAACUUUGAGCAAUCAAAAGCACAAGAGAAGAACGGUGUAUCAGGGCAACAAUCAUCGACGGCCACACCAACUCGGCAUGGAAGACCUGCUGGCAGUCCGCCAAUGAUGUUGGGAACUGGCAAUACAGAACUGAAACCAGCACUUCCGAAGUAUGGCCGCUCCUUCUCUGCCCCAGUUACACCCUCUCCCUUGGGGACCCCACAGAGGCAAGCACCAGAGGCACAGGUACCCCAGAUGCCGUGGAUGUGUGGGGACAGCACCAUGCUGGAGCAGAUCGAGAGGAAGCGCACCCUAUGCAUGGAGAUCCGCUCCAGGCAGCGGCCCCCAGACAGAAACCACCCGGACAGGAACCUGUGCAAGCAGAAGAACAACGGGGCCAAAAAGAUCCAGCCGCCCCCGUACCCCACACAGACCACUGUGUUCUGGGACACAGCCAUCUGACUAUAACCAAUGAUUAACUAUAACCCACUUGGCCCCACGCCCAAUCCCCAUCUAGACUUUGUGCCUACUUAUUGGCCUACUCCGCAUCACGGGGGUCAGGGGCAGCCAAUAAGAGCAGGGAGGGGAUCGCUGAUGUCAAAGGACAAUGGUGGUUACCAUAGCAAUAUUUCCGCUUGUUCAGGUUGUAAUGUUUUCUCAUCAUCACUGGUGAUAUUUGAUAUUUUUCUAUUUCAAGUGACUCCAUGUAAAAUACUUAGUACGAAUAAAUAUUUUCUAAACAAAAAGGGAUAAAGCAGCAAAAACUAUGUAGAUGUAGAGCAAUCCAAUGUUUCUUUUACGUUUUCGUAUUUUACAUUCUAAAGCAUAAUCUAUCACGGAUAAUUAUUUAUGCCAAAUGCUCAAUGAAUUUCCAGUACUCAAAGCACUCUUUUGAAUGGAGGAUAUUCUGACUAUCAGAGCCAUAUAUUUCGAUCUAAAUACAUGGCUCUGGUUGCCAUUAGCCUUUGGGCCAAUGUGUUCUAGUAUGUACAAUACUUAGUCCUAGAACAGGUCAGGAAUCUUGUGCUUCAGUUUGUAAGUUUACAAGCUGUGUAGUCAGUCAGAGCCUUUGACAAGGAUUUAUUUGUUAUGAGAUGGGUUGGCUAGCAUGUACAUAGUACACAACACUAAGAUAGAAACGAGGGUGGGUCAGGGAGAUAAACCUAAGGACAAACCUAUUAUCCCAAACCAGCCUGCUGAGGUAAAUUGUUGGUGAGGUUGCACUUUGCAAGGGUUGGUUAUCUAAUAUGGGUUGGUGGCAAUAGCUGGCACAGGUCAGCUCUCCUACUCUGCCAGGCACAUUGAGGGCAUCUUCCCACAGAGUAGAUACGGAACUCAAUCCACACCAACAACCAGCCGGAACAAUCCACGCCUGAACUUUUAGACAAAAACUUAAACCUACGGCAGAAUAUGUGUAUAUUAUGCACUUGCUUGAGAAAUAACUUUGGAAAAAUGUGCUUAUAUAUUUUGGGGUAAAAUGUAGAGUAGUAGAGCCGUGCCAUGUAAUACGUUAUCACUGGUUGGCUGGGUGGUCUGAUCGCAGAUGAUUGGCUGUCUGUGACAUGCCGUCAUCCGUGACUGGCUGUCUGUGACGCAUUGUCCCCUGUGAUUGGCUGCUUGGCAGCAUCCAUUUUAGGGAUCAGAUGAUAAGGACCUAUAGGAUGGCCACAGCUCUGCCCAAGUAUAAGGACAUGGGUAACACAAGGGCCUACAGAUCAAGGCUUUGUAAAGUAAAGAUUAAUAAUGAAAAACUGCACUACCCAUCAUCCUCCAUCACACUCAAUUAGGCUGGAUCCAUGUCCAGCUACCCCUCCACUCCCCCUCUACCUUCUACAUCAUCUAAAGAGGUUAUCUUUUGCACGUAAGAAAUGCAAUGUCUACAUUGCCAAACUGUUUUAGAUGUACCCCCCCUCCUAUUCCUGUCCUCCAUAGACCAGCAUGCACCUGCAUGGGCAAUAGGGGUGUGACUGAAGUCAUGGGUGACUCAGGAGUUGCCUCUAACAGUUGCUCCAGGGCCAGAUUUCUUAAUGAUCUCCUAGGUUAAGGUUAGGAUUUUGGGUAAUCUAACUAUAGAUCUGUGUUGGGGGAUGGUCCUACAUCAAGCGAUGAAUCCCUUUCCGUUUAAGGUGCAGUGUACUGUAGUGCUGUUGGGGAAUAACAUGGGUGAGAGACCAAUAAAUGGCUAGAUCCCCAAAUCUGUCCAUUCAUUGGCAGACAUGAGCAGCAGUCCUACAGGAAUGGAGGAAAGGAAACCUAGGAGUAGCAUGAACAACCUAACUGGUUAAGCCAGUGCAGUACCCCUUCCAUUGAGAAAUCAACACGGAGGUCCCACCGAGUCCUUUAUACCUGUAUGUGUGUGUGAGUGUGUGUUAGUGUGUGUUAGUGUGUGCCAAGCUACACUGUAUGCAGGUCAACUCUGAAAUGAUUGUUGUAAACAUGAACUUUUCUGCCCCACACGGUUGGUCGGCGCAGGUCUGAAAUGUAUAACGAUGUACAAUCUCUUUUGUGUCUGUAUAGAAUAUGUGCACUGUGAAAGGUAGAGAGAGCACAGCACUGUGAAAGGUAGUGAGAGCACAGCACUGUGAAAGGUAGAGAGAGCACAGCACUGUCAGAGUCAUCUGUCUUAUUUCUAAAAAGGAAAAGAAGAAAAAAAAAUGUUUGCGAAUAUGAAGUACUGUAUGCUGAUUGUCACAUGGGUUCUGUUGUCGAUAGAAAUAAAUAUGAACUUCAACCCGCUGUGGAAGAGCUCAGAAUCCUGGUGGAAUAUGUGAUUGUGCUUUUGGUCUUUGCAGUUUACUCUGAUACAUAUGUUUUUUCAAUAGUAACCCACAUUGUAGUACUCAAAGGGCACUUGGUAAAGUUAAUGGAAAAAGGUCCCUGUAAAUCACAACAUGAUUUAAAGAGAUUUUUGUUCUUGUGGAUGAAACUUUUAAAGAAUAAAAACGUUUACU
This is a messenger RNA of Oncorhynchus tshawytscha (Chinook salmon), 6323 nucleotides long. Its product is annotated as neuronal tyrosine-phosphorylated phosphoinositide-3-kinase adapter 2-like. Gene Ontology annotation, biological process: neuron projection morphogenesis; phosphatidylinositol 3-kinase/protein kinase B signal transduction. The record is from RefSeq and is a predicted model, not a curated record. The coding region runs from base 895 to 3834 and encodes 979 amino acids. The transcript has 7 exons. NCBI's taxonomy places the organism in Eukaryota, Metazoa, Chordata, Actinopteri, Salmoniformes, Salmonidae.